Asterias rubens (European starfish) is the source of this 1405-nucleotide messenger RNA. RefSeq lists its product as uncharacterized. Bases 156 to 986 code for a protein of 276 amino acids. The transcript is spliced from 2 exons. The record is from RefSeq and is a predicted model, not a curated record. Lineage: Eukaryota; Metazoa; Echinodermata; Asteroidea; Forcipulatida; Asteriidae.
UUGUAAACGCUCGAUCGAUUGAACAUCCACCACACGCAAUAUCCACCCCAUCUGACAUGCACAAUGUGAAUGUGACAUAACAAAUCUUAACAAAUCACAACAAACAUCGAACCACUGGCAUGACUGAGGCCUUCUAGAUAUCAUCAGUUUUCGUUAUGAUGUCAACAGUACUUCUGAGAGCACUCCAAGGUGCAAGAAGAGCAUCGCCUCCCAUACAGUCCAAACUUUAUCAAUGUGAUGACUUAAGAUCAAGAUCACGGAGCUGCUUAGCCUCAAUGGUCUUAUCUAAACAUUUAGAAUCAUCAGGUUUUUCGACAGGGGCUGCAAGGAUGAGAAAGCACGUCAUAUAUUUUGCAUGUUUGUCAAGACGACCUGGACAAAUUAAUUGUCUUCCUGGACUCGUACAGGGUACUUCUUCAAUUUUGGAAAAUGUUAACGUGUCAAGUUUCCAUACUUCAAGUAGUCUAAAUGGCUUCUUUAGCAGACAUCAGCAAGGGUUCCGGGAGGUGCCACGGCCAGCCUUAGCACUAGGCAUCGUUGGGUUGGUUCCGUUUGUUGUUCCAGCUGUGUACACUGCCGCUACUUCUACAAUUGGGCUCGACAUUCUGUGGGCUCAGGUGGCUUAUGGUGCUUCAAUCUUAUCUUUUCUCGGCGGUGUAAGGUGGGGGUUUGCCUUGACCGAAGGGCAAGGGCCUACAUGGUCUACGCUAAGCUACAGUGUUAUACCCUCCCUUAUUGCCUGGUUGGGGCUGCUAAUGCCCUUGCAGUCCAGUCAGUUGUGUGUUAUGACUGGUCUGCUAAUGGCUUGGGCAGUAGACGCAAACACAAAGGUAUAUCCAGCAUGGUUUAAGUCACUUCGACUUAUUUUAUCACUGGGUGCAUUGAUUUCCCUUGGGGUUACCUUUGGGUAUUCUCCAAUCUCUGCAGGGCAUAGAUCAAAUUUGAUAAAACUUGUUAAAAUUGUUCAAAUUAUUUUAGAGGAGUAGUGACAUUAUACACAUGUAUGGUGUGUUUGUGUUUUGUUUGAUAAAAACAAAAGGAAAGUUGGGGUACUUUGUGAAGUAAAUUGUUCAAUUGGUGUUGUAGGUGUUCCUUACUCGACAGGUUGGCGUACACCUUGGCAGUUUGGUUUGGUUUUGGAGAUACAUGCAGUAUUUUUUUAUUAAGGCGGUUCAGCAUGUUGACAAUUGCCUUGCUUGGAUGACAGGCCAUGUCAGAAUUGGUAGCUACAGCUAGAUUUAAGCAUCAUCGUCCCUUGAAUUAUAGUAGGACCUUAGCAACAGCUGUAUUAAUUUUGUGUGCGUUUUUUAAAACACUCGUUCAUCUUCACCAAAUUUUGUUUUUCUAUUUUACUGUGUUUAUAUUUAAAGACACUGGACACUACUGGUAAUUGUCAAAGACUAGU